GCACCAGUACCACAGCCCAAGCCUGGAGACCUGAUUGAGAUAUUCCGCCCUCUCUACAGACACUGGGCCAUCUACGUUGGCGAUGGAUAUGUGGUCCACCUGGCCCCACCAAGUGAAUUUGCUGGAGCUGGUGCAGCAAGUGUCCUGUCUGCUUUGACAGAGAAAGCCAUCGUGAAGAAGGAAUUGCUGUCUAAGGUGGCCGGGAAGGACAAAUAUCAAAUCAAUAACAAGCUCGACAAUGAAUACGUUCCGCUGCCUCUUGGGGACAUCCUCAAGCAGGCAGAGGAGAGGGUGGGCCAGGAGGUGCACUACAGCUUGACCAGUGAAAACUGCGAGCACUUUGUAAAUGAGCUGCGCUAUGGAGUUCCCAGAAGUGACCAGGUCAGAAAUGCUAUCACAGCAGCCUCUGUCACAGCACUGGGUCUGGCAGCCUUGGGCUUAAUCAGAGUGAUACUAUCGAGACAUAAGAAGCAAAAACAAUAA
This is a messenger RNA of Elephantulus edwardii (Cape elephant shrew), 483 nucleotides long. Its product is annotated as HRAS-like suppressor 3-like. Gene Ontology annotation, molecular function: A2-type glycerophospholipase activity; glycerophospholipid phospholipase A1 activity. The record is from RefSeq and is a predicted model, not a curated record. The transcript has 4 exons. NCBI's taxonomy places the organism in Eukaryota, Metazoa, Chordata, Mammalia, Macroscelidea, Macroscelididae. The annotation marks the transcript as partial. Gene Ontology annotation, cellular component: cytoplasm. Gene Ontology annotation, biological process: N-acylphosphatidylethanolamine metabolic process.